AUGCCGAAGUUUGAUGCAUUGAGGACUGCGGCUAUGAGGUUUUCCUUCUUGCGGGAUCUUUAUAAGAAAGUUGUUGGAGAGAGGCGAUACGAGCAUGCAGCCAGGUUGUACCUGCUGCAUCUUAUCGGCGCGACGUUGUUCGCCGACAAGAGUGGAGGAUACUCCACCACCGUUCGUUGGAUCGACAUGCUGGAGCAUCUUGAUCGGGUGUCUGAGUUUGCGUGGGGCGCCAUUGCGCUUGCCACGUUGUACGAGCAGCUUGGUCAUGCCUCACGCAGUGGGACCAAACAGAUGGGUGGUUACACGUCACUGCUAUUAGCUUGGGCCUUCGAGCACAUCCCAAACACCCUGAUUCGCCGGUAUGAGGACCCGAAUUACACGGAGGCGCAACCUAGAGCUUGCAGGAGGAUUGAGUCACGGAUAGGGGAUGCUAGGCUGGAGGAGAGGCGAGUUCUAUUUGAUGAUCUGACGACAGCUGACGUCAUAUGGACUCCAUAUGAGGAUCACACGGUUGAUCGACCCUGA
Lotus japonicus is the source of this 525-nucleotide messenger RNA. Its product is annotated as protein MAINTENANCE OF MERISTEMS-like. The record is from RefSeq and is a predicted model, not a curated record. NCBI's taxonomy places the organism in Eukaryota, Viridiplantae, Streptophyta, Magnoliopsida, Fabales, Fabaceae. Bases 1 to 525 code for a protein of 174 amino acids. The transcript is spliced from 2 exons.